GAAGAAGAGCGAACGAUGAUGAGAACACUGAAGUGUUGUGGUUGGGUUGAAAGAUGUGCACGUGGGACAACAUUUGGAAAACAGAUCAGACAUCACUCUAUAUCAUACGACGAAACCAUGAAAACCUGGCAUAGUUUGCAUAAACCAAACUUCAACUACUUCGCAAACAUCCGUCACAUGAAGCACUGGAUGGAGCGGAUUGGACGUAAUAUGGAAGACCUUUCCAAACUGAACGUUCUGCAUAUCACUGGCACAAAAGGCAAAGGCUCAACAAGCGCUUUUUGUGAAAACAUUCUUCGUCACCAUGGCUACAAGACUGGCGUAUACAGCUCUCCUCAUCUGGUGAGCAUAACAGAGAGGUUCCUUUUUGACGGCAAGCCAGUCGAGACGAACGUGUUCAAGGACCACUUUUGGGACAUCUAUAAUAGACUCUUAUACUCAAGGGAAUUGGAAGACGAUAUGCCCCAUGCAUUUGCCUUUCUGACACUUCUGGCUUUCGACCUUUCUCUUGCACAAGGAGUUGAUGCUCUGAUUCUUGAAGUGGGAAUAGGAGGCCAGUACGACUGCACGAACAUUGUUGAAACACCUACUGUGUGUGGCGUUACCUCGCUGCAUGUGGAUCAUAUAAAUUAUUUGGGAAACACUAUAGAAUCAGUGGCCUGGCACAAGGGAGGGAUCUUUAAACCAGGCACACCAGCAGUGACAGUGCCUCAAGACCCACGUGCAAUGAAAGUCCUAGAAGACAGAGCUGAGGAAAUAGGGACAGCCUUAUAUGAAACCCCGUCACUGGCCUCCUAUGACAAUGGACCUGAGCCAAUCAGAUUGGGUAUUCCAGGUCACGUGCAGAAUGUCAACGCUUCCCUUGCACUACAGAUGUGUAAGAUUUGGCUGAAGGCUGGAGGAAAUGGGUUCCGCAAGACAUCAACUGAUGAAACAAUCUCCUCGGUCAUCAUGAAAAGAAGCGAAAAGGCACAAGGAUUCAAACUCACUGACAGCAUCAAGAAUGGUUUGGCCCAAACAAGUCUCCCGGGAAGGGCCCAUGUAAUCUCCCGGCCUGGAGUGACCUACUACCUGGACACGGCCCACACUGACCUCAGCAUCCAGCACUGUGCAGAGUGGUUCGAUCAAAAAGCUGACGAAGAACGUUCAAAACUGAAAGGACGUGUUGCUCGAGUAAUGAUUUUCUACGGAGCUGAAGGAAGGGAUCAACGCAAACAUUUAUCAAUAUUACAGCAGAGACUUCCACUGGAUGCUGUUAUCUUUACGCCGUACGCUAGCCCCACCGAAGACUGUUCUAUAGAUUACAUCUAUGAUAAUACCCCCAAAGAGGAACAGUUCGCGAACGUUCUAUCUUUCAAAGAAUUCUGGGACGACAACACAUCCACAACCAAUCCAAUUCCAACAGAAGGUAAACGUUCUGGCCAGCCAUGUGCGUCAUUUACAGCGCGAAGUUUUCCAGAGGCUCUCAUAGCUGCGACCGGUGGGCGUGACCUCAGCAUACGUGGCAUAGAUGAUUUCAUCUCUGAGGAAAAAUAUCGCAUGACAUCUUCAGGCGAUCUCUACAGAGAUCCGAGUGUUACUCAAGCAACAACAAAAGAUGGACAAUGUCUUGAUUAUCCGCAAUUGCCAGAACAGGUUCAGAACGCUGAUCAUGUUCAAAUUCUGUUUGCUGGAGGAUUCAAGAUAAUAGGCCAUGGUCUGUGGUACCUUCAUGGGAAACUAUUCUGAAAGAAAACGAUAAUAAGUGAUAUAAGCUUACUUGUUGGAUAAACAUGGUCAGCCAGCCACUAUUAUUAAAUGUUGCAAUCUCCAUGGUUCCAGAAUACCAAAUAUCUACCUAUAUUGAGAGCAAGACUGGGAAAAGGGACAUAUUUGAAUACCUUUGCAUUACCUCAGCUAUAUUCUAUACGGGCUCAUGGUUAAUACACCUAUUCAAGUUGACAUGUCUUUUUGGUUUUAAAUACAUCAUUCCCUUUUCUCGCUAUCCUUGUUGCGUGUCAUGUUUUAAGAAAUUACAUCAUGCUACACAUAACAUUCAUGUGGGGAUUCCGGUCACGGGUAGCGCAUGCUGGUUGUAAC
This is a messenger RNA of Haliotis rufescens (red abalone), 2079 nucleotides long. Its product is annotated as folylpolyglutamate synthase, mitochondrial-like. The transcript has 13 exons. Bases 16 to 1728 code for a protein of 570 amino acids. Gene Ontology annotation, biological process: tetrahydrofolylpolyglutamate biosynthetic process. NCBI's taxonomy places the organism in Eukaryota, Metazoa, Mollusca, Gastropoda, Lepetellida, Haliotidae. Gene Ontology annotation, molecular function: tetrahydrofolylpolyglutamate synthase activity; ATP binding. The record is from RefSeq and is a predicted model, not a curated record. Gene Ontology annotation, cellular component: cytoplasm; mitochondrion; cytosol.